UGCCUUCCAAACUUUCUCGUUCUUUCCCUCCCCGGCAAGGCUUGUCAACGGCCGGAUUCCUUUCUAUUUUUAUUUUUUCUUUUCCUCCAUCUUUUCUUCUUUCUCUCGAGGUGGAUUCUAGAUGGGAUGGAUUUUGAUCAUCGUUUCAAUUUUGGUGGUCUGGGUAGCUUCUCUUUGCAAGAUUUUCCUUGCUCCCUCUUCCCACUCUAAACCCACAUUUUUGGAUGAUGGUCCAGCUUUUCGCAAGAGAAAUGUCUUGCUCGUUGUUGCUCACCCUGAUGAUGAGUCCAUGUUCUUUUCACCAACCAUAAGCUACCUGACUUCAAGAGGGCACAAUCUAUACCUACUAUGCUUGUCUGUUGGUAAUGCAGAUGGCAUUGGAAGCAUUAGAAAAGACGAGCUCUAUCGUGCUUGUGCAGUCCACAAGGUUCAACUUCAACAAGUGAAGGUUUUUGACCACCCUGAUUUGCAGGAUGGUUUUGGCCAUGUCUGGAACCAUGAUUUAUUGGCAAAGAUCAUUGAAGAGGAGGCCUACAGUCAUGGCAUUGACGUGCUUAUUACAUUUGAUAGCUAUGGUGUUUCUGGUCAUUGCAACCAUGGUGAUGUGCAUUAUGGGGUACGCAAGUUCUUGCAUGAUUCUUCACCAAGAAAUAUCGAAGCCUGGGAACUUGUGAGCAUCAACAUAUUGCGCAAGUAUAGUGGACCACUUGAUAUUUGGUUGUCAAAUUUAGAUUCCAUGCGACAUCCAAGGGGUGUAAUGCAUUGCUUGCUUAAUGAGCAUCUGCGGAAGAGCUUCCUUGCAAUGGCACAACACUCAAGCCAAUGGGUUUGGUUCCGCAAGCUUUUUGUUUCUUUUUCCAGUUAUACUUAUGUUAAUACUCUUAGAAAGAUGAAGUGAUUAUAGAUGGCCUUGAAGGACAAAGCUGCUUGGAGAUUUGUGCCUGUUCAUAUUUGAGGUAUUAACUAGAGUGAGCUUGGAUGAGGGGUGGUGAAUUUUUCCUACUACAAUAGUCCAAACGCAAACUUUGGGUUGCAAUUACUUUUUAUUCCUCCAUCACAAACGUUGGCUCUAUUCCUAUGCUGGUAUCAAAUAAGGAAUUUAUCCUAAGCAGUGAUGUUUGGAUGGAUAUGGGGAGGCAGCCACUCUACUAGCUCUAGUUAAUAGGCUUAUUUGUAUUUGAUUGUUUAUUUCUAGUGCAGGAACCUCUUAACAUCUUAGUCGAUUGUUUUAGACUAUAAUUCUAUCAUAAAAUGUGGAUUUAUGUUGUUCUAAAAGAUAUGGUACCUGACCUUCUCCAUGUCAAACUCGUAAUAUAUUUGUGGAUUUUUGACUGCCA
This is a messenger RNA of Theobroma cacao (cacao), 1337 nucleotides long. RefSeq lists its product as uncharacterized. Gene Ontology annotation, molecular function: N-acetylglucosaminylphosphatidylinositol deacetylase activity. The record is from RefSeq and is a predicted model, not a curated record. Gene Ontology annotation, cellular component: endoplasmic reticulum. NCBI's taxonomy places the organism in Eukaryota, Viridiplantae, Streptophyta, Magnoliopsida, Malvales, Malvaceae.